Messenger RNA from Actinia tenebrosa (Australian red waratah sea anemone), 3611 nucleotides. RefSeq names its product E3 ubiquitin-protein ligase RNF10. Gene Ontology annotation, molecular function: transcription cis-regulatory region binding. NCBI's taxonomy places the organism in Eukaryota, Metazoa, Cnidaria, Anthozoa, Actiniaria, Actiniidae. The record is from RefSeq and is a predicted model, not a curated record. Gene Ontology annotation, biological process: positive regulation of transcription by RNA polymerase II.
CUCCAUUUUGGCGCUGAAAACAGCCGCCAGAAAUUAUUUCUUUUCUCUAAAUUUUCCUCGGAUAAGCGUCCCUGGUUGGGACUCUUGAGGCGGUAUACGAGGGACAAGUGUUCCUUGUUCUUUCGAGUCUAUUUUUACUUCAUUUUUUCUACCUCCAAAACCUAUUUUUACUGCUACAAAAACACAAAAAUAGUCGUCGUAUUUUCCAUUAUGGCUGCUCAAUACUUGUAAAUUGUUAGCCAUGAUUUGUAUGUCAGAGUCAAACCAAGUCGUAUCUCCACUCGGAGUGAACGCCAGUUGGCUUUCCUUUAAUUUUCAAAGAGCUCAGUCGUAUUCUGAGCGUGUUUUCGUGAAUGAGCGAAGAGUUGAAGGGGCAAAUGGAGCGACGAACAGCACAACAAGGUGUUGUUCCCGCUUCGCCAUCAACGAGAAGUACUUCGGUGUCUGGUAAAGAAACAGUUAGAAGCAAGCAAUGGAGAGGACCCAGAAGGGGUCAAAUGGGUGGACAGUACCCAGACCAGGGUAACAGAUGGUACCCCAAACCUAGAAGUAGCAAUGAAAGGAGAAACCCUCAGCAGCAGUAUCGCAGGGCGACCCAGGACAAGAGGCCAAAUCCAAGGGCAGGGUAUCAGAAUGUUGACAAUAGAAACAACAACAUUGGUGAUAUUGACUUGGCAGUCGACCUCCAGUCAGCACAGGAAUCAUCAAGUUCAAAGAAGAACAGCAAUUCUUUGAAUUACCUGCUGAAUUUCAAGUAUGCUCCAAGAGAAAGAAUGAUUGAGCAGCGAGCAAGAUCCAAUAGUAAGAGACACAACAGCUUCAACAAGGAAAGAUUUCUUCAGGCAAAUUGUCAGUUUGUAGUAAGUGACUCCGCAGACUACACUGUUUAUGCUGUUGAACCAGAUAUUCUCGUGGAUUGGUCUCUCAUAGAACAAGUGCGGAUAUUCAGCCAUGAAGUCUCUUCCUGUCCCAUUUGUUUGUAUCCACCAACUGCAGCUAAGAUUACCCGCUGUGGACAUGUCUAUUGUUGGUCAUGCAUACUACACUAUUUAUCACUGAGUGAAAAGUCAUGGCACAAGUGUCCUAUUUGCUUUGAAUCCAUCAAUAAAAAGGAUUUAAAGAGUGUUAUUGCCAUGGAAAGCCAUUGUUUUGCUGUAGGACAGACAAUAACAAUGAGGCUUAUGAAGAAAAUGAAGAAUGCAACCUUGGUUCUACCUAAAUCUCAGUGGAAGGAGAGAGAGUUGAUACCAUUCAACAUAAAUGAUUCUGUUGACACCUGUUAUUCCAAACUCUUGUUGGCCUCACCUGAGGACGUCUUGCAACAGGUUAUAGAAAAAGAAGAAAGUGCCUUGUCCGUUCAGUACAUGGAGGCCAAGAUGGAACAGUCCUCAGAGCUGUGUUUUAUUGAAUCUGCCAACCUUGAACUGAAGGCAAGGAAAGAUGAGUUGACAAAGAGUAUGAAAUCUGUCGAAGAAGUAGUGGAAUCACUUGAAAAAGUUUCCCUACAUUCAUCUGAUGAAGACAGCAGUGGCAGCAAAGAAGAAGAAAAUCUGGGAUGGAAUGUUUACCUGCCAGCAAGCAACUGCAUUCAGGACGUUGGUGAAUAUGAAGCUGCAUUUUCUGAUGAUGAAGAUGUCAAGAGCAGUGAAGUCCAUGAUGCUGAUCAAAAAACAGACAAUCUUGUUGCUAAAGAUACAGUAGAAUGCAAUUCUGAUAUAAUUGAGCAAGCAAGUAAUGAGGCUGCUCAGGAAGCCUCCACUCUGACUGCUGUCAAAGAGGGUUGUGAAUCCACUAAUGAAACUGUUCAUGUGGCCUUGAAUGGUAAUAAGAAACCUUGGCAAGAAAAUCAGUAUUACUACUUCUACCAAGCUGAAGAUGGCCAAAAUAUCUUCUUACAUCCUAUUAAUGCAAGGUGCCUGAUCAAGGAGUAUGGUAGUCUUGAGAACUGUCCAGAGUACAUAUCAGCAAAGAUUCUAGAAAUGGAAGCGAUAACCCAGACUGAGGAAUCAAGGAAGCGUUAUCGUUACCUAAAACAUUUGCCAUUGACAUGUGAGUUUGUCAUCUGUGAACUAGAGAUUAAGCCUCCUCUGAUAUCAAGCAACACAUUGGAGUGCUUCAAAGGGGAAAUUCAAAAGAGGAAGCAACGAAGGCAAAGAAAAAUGAAAGUGGAAAAUCGAAGGGAGUCGAAGGUAGAUGCAAAAAUGGCAUCCAUUGAAGGAAGGCCAAGCCAACGCUCAACAGAAUCUCUCAAUCUGUCAAGUGAAGUAGAUUUCCCAACCCAGUCAUCACCUACUUUGACUAUGGUCAUGUCACCUCUUGCUCAUCGCCCAGGACCUUUUACUCAGCUUGCUGCUAGUGAAUCUUACCAUGAUGAUGAAAGUCUUGUAGAUGAGGCUGAGGGGAUUGCUUCACUAGAGUCCAAUGGUUUUUCACCACCAUCUUUUGCUCAGGCACUGAGGACAGGUAAGAUAGUAGAGUCCAGCAAACCAGUCAGAAGACAAGUACAGGAUGCAGCUCCUGCAAAGCCUAAAGGAGAAGGAUUAGCAGAUAAUGAUAGUGAUGAGGACUAUCUACCACCUCCUACAUAUCAGUCUACCUUCUCUGAUGCCUUGUCUAUUGCUAUCAGUCGAGGACUUGAGCAACAUCAAGCACAAGAGGCCAGACAAGCAGGUGCCAGUGUUGGUACAGGGAAGCGUCAGAAGAAAUCUAAGAAGAAGCUUCUUUUUACAACAGGGCACAUGAAAUUCAACUAAAAUGUUCAUACUUUAAUUUGUUUUAUCAGCCAACAUUAAAACACUAAAAAAAAAGAAAGGGUAGUAGAGCAGAGAAAUGAAACACAGUGAGAAGGGUGUAGUAGACCCUAAAUGAUUUACAUAAAACAAAAGUCACAUCUACUAUCAAAGUUGCUAAUAAAGUAAUACUCUCAUAGCCUAGAUGAAAAUGGUCAGAUAUGCAGCAUGAUAGGUUUUAGGUAGGCUGGAGUAACAGUAAAGGUACAGACACACGGUGCAACAUUGCACGCAAUGUGCAUGCAAUUGAUGUUGCGAACCAUGACACACGACAUAAUUUGUUGCACGCAACGUUGCUGAAGUAGAAAACUAUCCUAUUUCAGCAACAUUGCCUGCAACAUUGCAUGUAAUGUUGCACCAUGUGUCUGUGCCUUUAGAGGUAGGGAGUUCAAGGUUAAGUUAGGUAAGUAUGUACUUAAAAUAUAAGACAGGCAGACAGGAAGUUAGUUAGAUUGUAGUAUAGCUUUAGAUAGGCAAGGUAGGUAGGCUAAUCUGAUCCACAGGAUUACAUUAUCUCAGCCAGGCAUGAAAGCCAUGCAUAGGAACACAGUAUACCUUCAGUCCAAAAUAGGCUCUUUUUUACACAACAAAUAUUUCAACCCCAAACAACUCAAUCUCCUAAGUUUCAGGUUCUCUGCUCUAUUAGCAUGUGUAGGUUUUAAUGGUAUUUGGUUCGUUAGAAAACAGUAGUGCAUGUGCAUCAUGUACCAGUGUGAUUUUGUGGUAAUUGACUUUAUAUACCAUUUGAAUAUUAAAUUGAAUUGGCUGUAACAUUAGUGAUGUUAAUAAAAAACUCUCAACAGUCACCUUUUAGUGACUUUA